This is a messenger RNA of Papaver somniferum (opium poppy), 2569 nucleotides long. RefSeq lists its product as uncharacterized. The transcript is spliced from 2 exons. The coding region runs from base 1012 to 1860 and encodes 282 amino acids. Lineage: Eukaryota; Viridiplantae; Streptophyta; Magnoliopsida; Ranunculales; Papaveraceae. The record is from RefSeq and is a predicted model, not a curated record.
CCCUGGCUAAGGGAGACCAGAAAAACGCUCAAUAGAUGUUGGUUGGUUUCUGGAAAAAAAAUCAUGUAACCCACGGUAUCACGAUUCAUGACUAAAAGAAGAAAAAGCGGGACAUAUUGAUGGAAAGACUGUAAAUCGGGCGACAAAAUCGGCAAACUUUUUUCGACUCAGUAAAUUUUUGAUGAUGUCCGUUAUAUGAUCUGCAGAUAGUUUUAUGUUAUGGAUUCUCAGACAAGUAAAAUUACAUGUUAUUCACAGUUGUAUCAUUUUAAUUUGUGUUAUCAUUAUGAUUUUCAAGUUUAUGGAUUUAGAUAUCGGUAACUAGGGUUUUGAUAUUCUUGAUUAUCUUUCUGAAAAAUCUUUUCGAAUUUCAUGGAUUUCUUUUCAGCCUAAUCAUUUAGAGCUUUGGGAAAGAUCUCCUCUCUAGAUUGUUGUUCUGCACUUACCGGAAUCCAUGGCCGAUGAUGUUAAGUAGUGUUGGGUGGGUUUAUUUCAGCAAUUGGGCAGUAGGUGGGUUAAAUUGAGCACUUCUCUACUUACACUUGUUCGAAGUAAAUCUCCACGUGGUAUCUGGGUCAGAGGGUGGAAGUUUUUUUUUGUGUAACAAAGAUUGUGAAAGGGAUAAAGAUAAAAAUUCAGUAAUCAUGAGAGUGAACAGUUCUCAACAUUCAUUAUGGUUGGAAGAAAGUAUAAAUUUUUUUGUUGUAACAAAGAUUGAUCUCUGCAUGGGGUUUUACAAAGAAACUUUUUUACAUGUGGCAUUGAGAGAGGUUUAUCAACUAUUUUUAAGUUACCUUUCUGCUGGAUUAAAAGGAAAAAAAGUUACAGAAAAGUACUCUUACAGAAAAACCUUAGUUCUUCACUAUGAAUCUCUGAGUAGGUUUGGCAAAACAUAGAUGGAUAAUCCAAUAAUAGCAGAAGGUAUGAGUAAGGUGGCUAAGUUGAUAGAAUAGAAUGCAAAUUUAUAUGAUCCUGGAAACUAUAGGCUCCAAGAAUUAAUUAAGAAAGUUGAUGCAUGUAUCAGAAGGAAUGAAUCUGUGGAACUGGUGGGUAAAGAUUUUACGGAGGAAGGCUUUUAUAAAUCUUAAGAGGGAUUUGAAGGCUAAGUGGAAUCUGCAGUGGAAAUUAGAGGUCAGAGAAACAAAAACUAAAAAUUUAUGUUUCUUUGCUUUUGAAGACCUGGAUGAGUUUGCAAAAGUAGUAAUGGCUAAUGCAUCUGUGGAAGGGAAACUAUUAUCUUUCAGGGGAAAAAUUGAUCAGGUUAUACAUUCAGACCUGAACUUUAACAAGUACAUAUUCUGGACAGUGUUUAAGUUUAUUGGGUUUAUAGCUGACAGAGUUUAUAUGGCAAGAAAAGUAGCAAAGGUAAUAGGAGGGAUUUUGAUGAUGAUAAGUCCUCAUGAUGGUGAAUAUAAGGUAUUAGUAAUUGUGUAUUUAACUAAACCUUUAGUGAAGAAAGUAGAUAUGGUGUUGGAGGACUUAGGACCUAGAAAGAAGUCUGUGGAAAUUGAUUAUAUAGGCUUACCUGCUUUGGUUUGUACUUCUUGCAUGUGGAUUGCUCAUCCUCUAGGUUUGGAUUGUAAAAAUGGUAAUCCCUCCAAAAAAGUGAAUAUUCCUUUAGUGGUGGGAACAAGACAGGAAGCUAAGGGAUAUCUAGAGUUAAAGAAAAAUAAAGCCAGAUGCUGGAAGAAAACUGACCAAACAUCUACUGAGUUCAAAAGUUUGAUUGACAAGGAAGCAGUAUAUCGUACUAAUGGAAAAAGGCAGAGAAUGGACAUUGAUCGGAGGUGCCCAGAAAAUGUACUUGUUAAAUUUAAGGCUAAGGCAGUGGUAAUUAGGGAACCAGUGUGGAGAACAUAAGCGUCAGUAAAGGAAAAAGAAAGGAUGAUAAUGAUGAAAAGGAAGAGGAGGAAGCAAGAAAUAAGCAAAAAGAAAAAGAACAAUAUUUUCAAUACUUGAUAGAAGGAAAACAAUAUUUGCAGGGCUAUGCUUGGCUGCUGGCAGAAUAUAAAGAUUUGGGAAGAGGCACUAUAGAUUUUGUUUCAAAUGCUCUCUCUUCUAUUCAAGAGGAUUUGUACUCUUUAAACCUAACACCAAUUGUUGCAGCAGAAGCAGUUCUAAAUGAAGAGGCCAUGAUUUUUGGAAAGGUUAAAGAGUUGGCUACUGGUGAGGGGAGCUCGAGUACCAAAAGCUCUGAAGCGGACAUACUACAUGAUCAGCAGGAGCAGAAGGCUUAGCAAUUCAAGGAGCAGUUCGUUGGGCGCAAAAGCUGCAUCUAAAUAACAGACAGAUAAGAGCAGAUUGUAAGGAUGCAGUAAAUUUUUUGAAUAACAUGCCAUCUUCUUGUGAUUGGAGAACCAAAGCUAUUCUAAAUGAUGUUUCAACUUUGUUGUGUAAUGCUCCUAGUGUAAAUAUCAAAUAUGUAAAUAGGCGGAUAAGAGAGCAAAAUGGAGUCGAAAAAAAGCAAAAAUCAUUUGAUGAAAAUGACUCCAGUAAUAUAAUUUUGAAGUGCAAAGCACUACUUGGUAUUGUAAAUAAGCAGGAUAUUUUGUUGUACAGUACUUAGCUU